ACUUGUUUACCAUUUGAAUAUCCCAUUUUACUCUUCCUUAGCUAGAAACAAAAAGGAAUAGUAUCCGAAUCUUUACAUGGAAACCGAACAUCUAAAUAUCAAAAAGGAGAAAGGAUUCUUGUGGCCACGCCCAAGUCCUAAAGCAACAAGAAAAGUCCUAACCUCAGAAAAGAAACCCUAACGGAAGAGAGAAUGUCUUCUCCAACCAAACGCCGAUCCAUGGAUUUCAUGAACCUAUCUCUUUUUCUUUUCAGUUUUUUCAUUUCUCAAUGUCUGACUAAUUCCUGCGUGUUAGAUUUAUGUGAAUCAGGAUGAUGGCUGAUUACAAGGCCGAGAUGAUGAAUGAUGGCAUGCAAGAUUUCUUUCUGGAAUUUCACCGACCUAAACACAAUCCUUAUCAGGAAGGUGCGUGGAAGAUAAGAGUGGAGCUACCUGAUGCUUGUCCUUACAAGUCUUCUUCUAUUGGUUUUGUCAGCAAAAUCUACCAUCCUAAUGUUGAUGAAAUGUCUUGUUCAGUUUGCUUAGAUGUUAUUAAACAGAAUUGGAUUCCAAUAUUUGGCAAGCAUUAUUAACAAGUAACCUAUAGUACCCGACUUAUAUUGAUGUUGACUUAAGAAUAUUACCCAAAAUGCACUUGCUAUGCAUUUACUUCAACCUUGUUUAAUUAUUAGUUUUGCCAUCCUAGGUUUUUCUCAUUUUCAUUCAGAUCUUGUUAAUGCGUUCGAAGUGUUUCUUCCUCAUCUCAUUAUAGACCCCAAUGCAUCAGAUCCAUUGGAUGGUGAUGCCGCUGCCUUGAUGAUGCGAGACCGUGCUGCAUAUGAGUUAAAGGUAGUAAUCCUUGUUAAGCUUCUACUGUUAUAUACCUAGGUAAUUAAUGUUACACAUAUAAGAGUUUCUUCACUAUUGUUGACCACAAGUACUCGUCGUUUUCAAUCGGAGUGAGAUGGCACCAAUUGGUAAAUAAAAAAUUUGAAGGCUCAAGAUUGUGCAAAGUGAUAUAUGUUCCAUAUCAAAUGCUUCAACUCCUACCCAACACCUAAUAAGUAAUGCAUCAACUCCCACUCCAUAAACCAUUAGAGUUCGGAUGUCUUAUGUUCUCACUUGCUGACACACAUGUCAGCUGCAUCAACACACUUAUCCUAGUUAUAUGUGCUAUAAGCUUUUGGAUUUGGAUUCAUAUUGGGGGCUAAAGCAUUGUUAUUUUCUUAUUGGGGUGCUAAUGGGAAAUUAGAUUUUUAAUUUUUUUGAUGUGAAUACACUAAUUCAUUUUUUACAAAGCAAUCAUGGAUUGUGUAGAAAAAACAACCACCAAUCGUCGUCCUACUAGGUAGAUUCUGCUAUAUGGAUCAAUUGAUGCCAUGAAGUCAUGUCAUGUAUUGACACAUAGUUUAGAUUGAUCGUAUUCUGUUUAUUUAUAAUUUUCUUUAUAUACUAUAGUUUUGACUUAUAGUUGAGCUAAUUGGAGCGGGCUUUAUCUAGCUAGAAAAAAAUAUGGACCCGAGGUAUCUAAUUAGUAACCCUAGUAAUUUAUUAUCAUCAUAAAUUAGAAACCCUAGUAGUUUAUUAACAUCUUAAAUUGGAAAUCCUAAUAUUUAAUUAGCAUUAUUAAGUGAAAAUAUUGACAAUCAUUAACUAGUUAGGUUACCACGAACUAUUGUGAGGAGUGCUUCAAAGGAGAAGAGACUUCACGUAUUUUGAACAUGAGAUGAGACAAUUUUAAUUUAGAGAUUAGGUAUGACAAUUCUUUAAAAAAAUUAUCCUUUGAAAGGAGGAAUACCUAGAAAAGCUACAAGAGAAGCUAUUAAGAAAGAC
Molecule: messenger RNA, 1812 nt
Organism: Lathyrus oleraceus (garden pea)
Lineage: Eukaryota; Viridiplantae; Streptophyta; Magnoliopsida; Fabales; Fabaceae
Product: ubiquitin-conjugating enzyme E2 5
Exons: 3
Coding region: 312-572 (86 amino acids)
Source: RefSeq, a predicted model, not a curated record